This is a messenger RNA of Cydia amplana, 1777 nucleotides long. RefSeq names its product stabilizer of axonemal microtubules 1-like. The transcript has 13 exons. The record is from RefSeq and is a predicted model, not a curated record. Lineage: Eukaryota; Metazoa; Arthropoda; Insecta; Lepidoptera; Tortricidae. Gene Ontology annotation, cellular component: axonemal microtubule; ciliary basal body; cytoskeleton. Gene Ontology annotation, molecular function: microtubule binding. Bases 156 to 1667 code for a protein of 503 amino acids.
GUCAUACCUACUGUCAUUUUUUAUAUUAUGGACCUUUCGAUUGAAAUGUAUUUUUAAAAUUAUUUUCAGUUAUUUUCAGAGUCAAUUUAGUUUUUAUGUUAUUUUUUUAUUUACUCAGUAUAUUUUAGACACGUUUACGUGUUAUCUACUAAAUCAUGCCUGAAUGCGUACCAUGCCCCGCGUGCCCCGCGCCCCCCGCCCCGGCCGGCGGGCCGUGCCCCUGCCGCACCUGCUGCUGCGGCAAACCUGCGAAAGUCAACCCGUGCUACAAGCAACCUAAGAUUCCUGACUCGUACGCCCCACGCCGGUGCUACGUCAAACCGACGGCUCCUGUCGAAGGCUGCACGACCUACAAGCUUUCCUAUUUGCCGACAUGCGACAGCAAGAAUCUGCGCGGAGUGGCCAGGAAACCGGCGCCUAACCUCGUGCCGAGCUGCGAGCCUAUGGAGGGAUGCACUGUGCAGAAGUUAUCCUUCCUACCGAACCCGGUGUGCGUGACGCAGCCGAUCCGGCCGUGCCACCACGACAUGUGGGGACAGGGCCCCAUGCAGGCCAUCACCACGCAGCGCCACGACUACGUGCCCAAACCCUCCGUGGUUCGAGAAAGCUGCAAGCCGCCACCGAAGUUCCACUGCGUCGAGCAACCUUUCGAAAAUCGCACGGUGAACAAGCUGUCGUACCUGCCUCCCGAGCGGGUGCCGCUGGUGAAGUCGUUUGCGCCCGAGCGCUGCUAUGAGAAGCCCGUCGCGAAAAUGGACGGCUCUACCACACACAAGAUGAGCUACAUGCCUGUCCCGAUAAAUCCGAAGGAGCCACUCCCGUGGGCGUGUCGGGGUCAAUAUCAGAAGCCGUGCCAGAAGUUAGACGCUAGCACUACUUACACUAUGAGUUACUUGAACGCGGAAAGCGAUUGCCGGCGACGCGCGAUCAUUCCUGAUUCUUGCGGUAACCCCGUGACGUCCUCCAAGAGAUUCGAUACGCAGACCAUUUACAAGAACAGCUACUUGCCGGCGGCAGCCCCGAUCCCUUCGCCGGUGAAGCCGGUGCCCAAUCUAGUUCCGUCCACAGCCAUGAUGGAGGGUGACACCGUGCAGAAGCUGUCCUUCCUGCCGAACCCGGUGUGCGUGACGCAGCCGAUCCGGCCGUGCCACCACGACAUGUGGGGACAGGGCCCCAUGCAGGCCAUCACCACGCAGCGCCACGACUACGUGCCCAAACCCUCGGCCAUCAGGGAAUCGUGCAAGCCGCCGCCCAAGUUCCAUUGCGUCGAGUCGCCGUUUGAAAACCGUACCGUGAAUCGUAUGUCGUACAUCAACCCGGGCCCCGCGCCGCCCGCGGCCUCCUUCGCACCUGUCAAGUGCUACGAGAAACCUGCAGCCAAGAUGGAGGGUUCAACGACCCACAAGCUGUCGUACCAGCCGGUGUGCGCGCCGGCGCCGCAGCGGCCGCCCUGGGCCUGCAAGGGCCAGUACCAGAAGCCGUGCCAGAAGAUCGACGCGACGACGGUCUACAGGUCGUCGUUCUUGCCGCCCGGAGAGGACUGCUCUCAGUACAUCGACCCCUGCAGCUACGGUGAUUGCAAACCGUGCGACUGCACGUGCCCAGCGGAGUGCAUCGCCACGGACCCCUGCGCGUGCGCGUUCCCAAGAGCGGCGUGCUGCAGCUAGCCGCCGCCAUAUUGCCUCCAAAUUGAGCGUGUUCAAAAUGGCGCCCGUCUCAAAAUGGCGCCAACUCACUGAUGUGCCGUCGGAAAGUUUCCAGAAUAACGAAAUUUCCG